Harpia harpyja (harpy eagle) is the source of this 19613-nucleotide messenger RNA. RefSeq names its product AHNAK nucleoprotein (gene AHNAK). Gene Ontology annotation, cellular component: cytoplasm; nucleus. The record is from RefSeq and is a predicted model, not a curated record. Lineage: Eukaryota; Metazoa; Chordata; Aves; Accipitriformes; Accipitridae. Gene Ontology annotation, molecular function: protein binding. Gene Ontology annotation, biological process: regulation of RNA splicing.
CUGGGAAGGUGAAACGAAAGCUGCUGCAAGGUCCACAAGUGAAGACAGAGGGAUUCCUGGGGCGGAUCCAGCCAGGACCAGCAUCCCAGCAAGAUGGAGAAGGAGGAGGAGACCCGGGAGAUCCUGCUCCCCAACUGGCAGGGCAGCGGCUCCCACGGCAUCACCAUCGACCAGACGGAUGACGGGGUCUUCGUCAAGCGAGUGCAGCAAAACUCCCCGGCUGCCAAGAUGGGCGUCGUGAAGGAAGGGGAUCAGAUCGUGAGCGCCACGGUCUAUUUUGACAACCUGCAAUCCGGGGAAGUCACGCAGCUGCUCAACAGCAUGGGCCACCACACGGUGGGCUUGCGCUUGCAACGGAAAGGGGACAAGUCUCCGCUGCCGGGACAGUCAUGGUCACACGACGUGUUUGCGGCCAGCAGCCCAGAAGUCGUUCUGAGCGGAGAUGACGAGGAGUACAGGAGGAUUUACACAACGAAAAUCAAACCCCGGCUGAAGUCGGAGGAGGCGGUGGAAGCGGAGUGCGGCGGAACGCAGAGCAGGACCAUUACGGUCACCAGAAAAGUGACGGCAUACACCGUCGAUGUCACCAGGCAUGACGGAGCAAAAGAUGUCGACGUCGUCGGCCCAGACUUUAAAAUCCGGAUCCCCACCCAGGAGAUCACCCACGUGAUGAAGACCGACGUGGAAACGGAGCCUGGGAAAACCGUGAUCAAAAUGGCACCGGGGGAUCUGCCUGGGAGAAGCACCCAAGCCACAGACCGGAGCAUGGACAUCAGAGGGGCACCUCCUGGACCAACGGCUGAAUCGUCCGCCCAGAAGCUGGAUGUCCACCUCGGCGAGGCUCGGUUCGGGAAGCCCGGGAUAACCCUGUCGGGAACGCAAAUGAUGGGCGUUCACCUGAGGACUCAGACGGACCCUACGCUGCCGGGGAGCCAAGUUCCUGCUGGGGAAACUGGAAAAUCUGUUACCGUGGAGAUGCCGGGGCGUAACGUUUCCGGCACGGCGUUCCUGGGCCCCCAGGGCAGCUCGCCCAGAAUCGAAGCCAAUGGACAGAUGGGAAACCUGGACGCAGGUUUUCACGUCAAGGGUCCCAGGUUGGACGGCAAAGGACACGUUUCUGGCGUGGAUGUCCAAGGGGAGCUGCGGGGGGGGAUGCUGUCACACGCCGAUGCUUCUGCCCCUUGUCUUCAGGGAGAUAUCAAAGCCCCCGGAGUUGACGUUUCUCUACCGGCGAUGGAAAAUCCAGCUGUUGAUGUGGGAAAAAUCAAGAUUCCCGUUUUGAAAAUGCCCAGAUUUGGGUUCCAGACCGCAGGAUCUGGCAUCGAAGCUCAAGCCCCGCAGGUGGGCACCGACGUGCCCGUGCCGAAGCCGCAGGCUCCCUGCGUAGACGUUGCCUCCUCAUCUGUCCACAUCACAGGACCUGAAGUUUCAGCUCCUUCAGUUAAAUUCUCAAAGCCGCAGGUGGACAUGGGGUUGAAGGGUGCUGUGAAGGUUCCCUCGCCAGGACUGGAGGUCCCCGGCGUGGCUAUCAAAGGACCCAGCGUAGAGCUCCCGGCUUCUGAUGCAGAUGUUCACGGUGGCAAGGGAAAACUCAAAAUCCCGCACAUGACCGUCCCAAAAUUUACUGCCUUGGACUCGCAAGGGGAAGGUCCCGUCCUGGAAAUGGUGCUCCCAAAGGGCGAGGUGGGACCAGCAGCAUCCAAGGUCAACGUCGGCGUUCCCGAUGUGGCCAUCAAAGGAGAGUGGAAAGGCCCCCAGUUCAAGAAGGUUGAAACGCCCCAAAUCUCUCUGUCGGAUGUAAACCUGAACCUGAAAGGCCCUCAGGUGAAGGGAGAUAUGGGUGUCGCGGUCCCCAGAGUGGAAGGGGAUGUCAAAGGAGUUGGCUCUAAGGGUCUCACGAUGGACGUAAAGGCUCCUGAUGUGGAAUUUGAAAGCCCAGAAGGUUAUCUGAAAGGGCCCAGUAUAUCUGCCCCAGGUAUGGACAUUAAUGUGAAGGGACCUAAGCUUAAGGGAGAAGUGGAUGUUUCUAUCCCAAAGAUGGGUGGCAACCUGAAAGGACCUCAGCUUGACAUUAAAGGCCCCAGAGUGGGAAUGGACAUGCCUGAUGUAGAGGUCAAAGGCCCCAAAGUUACGAUGCCAGAGGUACAUGUCAAGACCCCCCAGAUCUCCAUGCCUGACAUCGACUUGAACCUGAAAGGUCCCAGGGCGAAAGGAGACCUGGAUGUUUCUGCCCCAAAACUGGAAGGGGAGCUGAAAGCACCUGGGCUUGACAUCAAAGGCCCCAAGGUUGACAUCGAAGCGCCAGACGUGGACGUCCACGGUCCGGAGGGCAAACUGAAGAUGCCUAAGCUGAAAAUGCCCAAGUUUGGGGUGCCCGGCCUGAAGGGAGAGGGCCCCGACCUUGACGUGACGCUUCCGAAGGGUGAAGUGGACGUUUCUGGUCCCAGGGUAGAUAUUGACUUGCCAAGCGUGGACGUCAAAGGGCCGGAAGGAAAACUGAAGGGCCCCAAAGUGAAGAUGCCCGAGAUGCACAUCACAGCUCCGAAGGUCUCUGUGCCAGACGUAGAUCUGAACCUGAAAGGCCCCAAGCUGAAGGGUGAUGUGGAUGUUUCGGCGGUAGGAGCUGAUUUGAAGGGUCCUGAGCUGGAGCUCAAAGGCCCCAAGGUUGACAUCGAAGCGCCAGACGUGGACAUUCACGGUCCGGAGGGCAAACUGAAGAUGCCUAAGCUGAAAAUGCCCAAGUUUGGGGUGCCCGGCCUGAAGGGAGAGCGCCCCGACCUUGACGUGACGCUUCCGAAGGGUGAGGUGGACGUUUCUGGUCCUAGCGUAGAUAUCGAUGUGCCAAGCGUGGGCGUCAAAGGGCCAGAAGGAAAACUGCAAGGCCCCAAGGUUACGAUGCCCGAGAUGAGCUUCAAGACCCCCCAGAUAUCCAUGCCUGACAUCGACUUGAACCUGAGGUCCAGGGCGAAAGGAGACCUGGAUGUUUUCUGCCCCAAAACUGGAAGGGGAGCUGAAGCACCUGGGCUUGACAUCAAAGGCCCCAAGGUUGACAUUGAAGCGCCAGACGUGGACAUUCACGGUCCAGGGGGCAAACUGAAGAUGCCUAAGCUGAAAAUGCCCAAGUUUGGGGUGCCCGGCCUGAAGGGAGAGGGCCCCGACCUUGACGUGACGCUUCCGAAGGGUGAGGUGGACGUUUUUGGUCCCAGGGUAGAUAUUGACUUGCCAAGCGUGGACGUCGAAGGGCCGGAAGGAAAACUGAAGGGCCCCAAAGUGAAGAUGCCCGAGAUGCACAUCACAGCUCCGAAGGUCUCUGUGCCAGACGUAGAUCUGAACCUGAAAGGCCCCAAGCUGAAGGGUGAUGUGGAUGUUUCCGUUCCCGCGGUAGGAGCUGAUUUGAAGGGUCCUGAGCUGGAGCUCAAAGGCCCCAAGGUUGACAUCGAAGCGCCAGAUGUGGACAUUCACGGUCCAGAGGGCAAACUGAAGAUGCCUAAGCUGAAAAUGCCCAAGUUUGGGGUGCCCGGCCUGAAGGGAGAGCGCCCCGACCUUGACGUGACGCUUCCGAAGGGUGAGGUGGACAUUUCUGGUCCCAGGGUAGAUAUUGAUGUGCCAAGUGUGGACAUCGAAGGGCCAGAAGGAAAAGGAAAAGGUCUCAAAUUUAAAAUGCCUGAACUAAACAUUCAGACACCAAAACUGUCCAUGCCAGAUGUAGAUCUCAGUUUGAAGGCCCCCAAACUGAAAGGAGAUGCAGAUAUUUCUGGUCCGAAGACCUCUGUAGAUCUGAAGGGCCAGGGCCCCAAAAUAGAGGUGGAAGGUCCCAAAGUGGAUGUCGAUAUGCCUGAGGUAGACUUGGAAUGUCCAGAAGGGAAAAUAAAAGGCCCCAAAUUUAAGAUGCCUAAGCUUAAUAUCAAGGCACCUAAAAUAUCCAUGCCGGAUGUAGAUUUGAACUUAAAGGGACAUAUGAAAGGAGAGAUGGAUGUUUCUCUUCCAAAGAUAGAAGGUGACUUGAAAGAAUCUGGCGUUAGUAUCAAGGGACCGAAAAUAGAUGUUGAGGUCCCAGAUGUCAACCUGGAGUGUCCAGAAGGCAACCUGAAAAUGCCCCAAAUGAAAUUGCCUCAUUUUAAUGUGUCUGGCCCGAAGUUUGAGGGAGCCGAUAUAGACGUCAACCUGCCAAAAGGAGAGAUAGAUAUUUCUGGGCCAGAGGCAGAUAUUGAAGGGCCAGAGCUGGAUGUUGGAGGACCAGAAGGAAAAUGGAAAGGCCCCAAGUUCAGGAUGCCAAAGCUGAAUAUCAAAACACCUAAAAUAUCCAUGCCAGAUGUAGAUUUGAACCUAAAGGGACCUAAAGUGAAAGGAGAAAUGGACAUUGCAGCUCCUAAGAUAGAAGGUGAUUUGAAAGGGCCACAAAUAGACAUUAAGGGGCCAAAACUAGAUGUUGAGGCACCCAAUAUUGAUUUGGAGUGCCCCGAAGGAAAACUGAAAGGCCCCAAAUUCAAGAUGCCCGAGAUGCACAUCAAAGCACCCAAGAUCUCCAUGCCCGAUGUGGACUUCAAUCUGAAAGGGCCCAGCGUGAAAGGGGAUAUUGAAGUCUCAGCUCCCAAGCUCGAGGGUGACCUGAAGGGUCCCGAGGUGGACAUCAAGGGCCCCAAAGUCGACAUUGAGGCACCCGACGUGGACAUUCACGGCCCAGAAGGAAAAUUCAAAAUGCCCAAGUUCAAAAUGCCCAAGUUUGGGAUGCCGGGGCUGAAAGCAGAGGGCCCGGAGGUGGACGUGAACCUGCCGACAGAAAGCCUGGAUGUUUCUGGUCCAAAGGUGGACAUUGAAGGUCCGGAGCUGGACAUUGAAGGUCCAGAAGGAAAACUGAAAGGUCCCAAAUUUAAGAUGCCUGAGAUGCACAUCAAGACACACAAGAUCUCCAUGCCCGACGUUGACUUGAAUCUAAAGGGCCCCAAAGUGAAGGGUGGUGUGGAUGUGUCGGUUCCCAAGCUGGAAGGUGACCUGAAGGGUCCCGAGGUGGACAUCAAAGGCCCCAAAGUCGACAUUGAGGCACCCGACGUGGACAUUCACGGCCCAGAAGGAAAAUUCAAAAUGCCCAAGUAAAUGCCCAAGUUUGGGAUGCCUGGCUUCAAAGCAGAGGGCCCGGAGGUGGACGUGAACCUGCCGACAGGAAGCCUGGAUGUUUCUGGUCCAAAGGUGGAUAUCGAAGGUCCAGAGCUGGACAUUGAAGGGCCAGAGGGAAAACUGAAGGGUCCCAAAUUUAAGAUGCCCGAGAUGCACAUCAAGACACCCAAGAUCUCCAUGCCUGACAUUGACUUGAACCUGAAAGGCCCCAAAGUGAAGGGGGAUGUGGACAUUUCUGUUCCCAAGCUGGAAGGUGACCUGAAGGGCCCUGAGAUUGACAUUAAAGGCCCCAAAGUUGAUGUUGACCUUCCUGAUGUUGAGCUGGAAGGCCCUGAAGGGAAGCUGAAGGGCCCCAAGUUCAAGAUGCCCGAGAUGCACUUCAAGGCACCCAAGGUCUCCAUGCCCGAUGUGGACUUCAAUCUGAAGGGCCCCAAGCUGAAGGGGGAUGUGGACGUGUCUGUUCCCAAGCUGGAAGGUGACCUGAAGGGUCAGGUGGACAUCAAAGGCCCCAAAGUUGACAUUGAGGCACCCGACGUGGACAUUCAAGGCCCAGAAGGAAAAUUCAAAAUGCCCAAGUUCAAAAUGCCCAAGUUUGGGAUGCCUGGCUUCAAAGCAGAGGGCCCAGAGGUGGACGUGAACCUGCCGACAGGAAGCCUGGAUGUUUCUGGUCCAAAGGUGGAUAUUGAAGGUCCAGAGGUGGACAUUGAAGGUCCAGAGGGGAAGUUGAAGGGCCCCAAGUUCAAGAUGCCCGAGAUGCACAUCAAGACACCCAAGAUCUCCAUGCCUGACAUUGACUUGAACCUGAAGGGCCCCAAAGUGAAGGGGGAUGUGGACGUGUCAUGUCCCAAGCUGGAAGGUGACCUGAAGGGUCCUGGAAUUGACAUUAAAGGCCCCAAAGUCGAUGUAGACCUUCCUGAUGUUGAGCUGGAAGGCCCUGAAGGGAAGCUGAAGGGCCCCAAGUUCAAGAUGCCCGAGAUGCACAUCAAGGCACCCAAGAUCUCCAUGCCUGACGUGGACUUCAAUCUGAAGGGCCCCAAGCUGAAGGGGGAUGUGGACGUGUCGGUUCCCAAGCUCGAGGGUGACCUGAAGGGUCCCGAGGUGGACAUCAAAGGCCCCAAAGUCGACAUUGAGGCACCCGACGUGGACAUUCACGGCCCGGAAGGAAAAUUCAAAAUGCCCAAGUUCAAAAUGCCCAAGUUUGGGAUGCCGGGGCUGAAAGGAGAAGGCCCAGAGGUGGACGUGAACCUGCCGACAGGAAGCCUGGAUGUUUCUGGUCCAAAGGUGGAUAUCGAAGGUCCAGAGCUGGACAUUGAAGGGCCAGAGGGAAAACUGAAAGGUCCCAAAUUUAAGAUGCCUGAGAUGCACAUCAAGACACCCAAGAUCUCCAUGCCUGACAUUGACUUGAACCUGAAAGGCCCCAAAGUGAAGGGCGAUGUGGACAUUUCUGUUCCCAAGCUGGAAGGUGACCUGAAGGGUCCCGAGGUGGACAUCAAAGGCCCCAAAGUCGACAUUGAGGCACCCGAUGUGGACAUUCACGGCCCAGAAGGAAAAUUCAAAAUGCCCAAGUUCAAAAUGCCCAAGUUUGGGAUGCCGGGGCUGAAAGGAGAAGGCCCAGAAGUUGAUGUGAAACUCCCAAAAGGGGAUGUUGAUGUUUCCGUCCCAAAGGUAGAUAUCGAGUUGCCGAGUGUGGACAUUGAGGGUCCUGAAGGAAAACUGAAAGGUCCCAAAUUUAAGAUGCCGGAGAUGCACAUCAAGGCACCCAAGAUCUCCAUGCCUGACAUUGACUUGAACCUGAAAGGUCCCAAAGCGAAGGGAGAUGCUGAUGUUUCUGUUCCAAAAUUAGAGGGUGACUUGAAAGGACCUGAUGUGACUAUUAAAGGGCCAAAGUUGGAUGUUGAUGUUCCUGAUCUUGAUGUUGAAGGUCCUGAGGGAAAAUGGAAAGGACCCAAGAUAAAAAUGCCAGAUAUGCAUAUCAAGGCACCUAAAUUUUCUAUGCCUGAUGUAGACCUCAACUUGAAAGGUCCCAAAAUGAAGGGAGACAUGGAGGUUUCUGUACCAAAAAUAGAAGGUGAUGUGAAAGGGCCGGAUCUGGAACUUAAAGGGCCCAAAGUGGACAUAGAAGUUCCUGACAUUGACGUUGAAGGCCCAGAAGGAAAGCUAAAGGGUCCCAAGUUUAAGAUGCCCGACAUGCAUUUCAAAGCCCCCAAAAUCUCCAUGCCAGACUUUGAUCUCAACCUGAAAGGCCCCAAAGUGAAGGGGGAUGUGGACGUUUCUGUUCCAAAACUUGAGGGUGAUGUGAAAGGCCCAGACAUUGACAUCAAAGGCCCUCAACUGGAUGUUAAUGUUCCUGAUGUUGACCUAGAAUGUCCAGAAGCAAAGGUUAAAGGCCCCAAGUUCAAGAUGCCCGAGAUGCACUUCAAGACACCGAAAAUCUCCAUGCCCGACAUCGAUUUGAAUCUGAAAGGUCCUAAGCUGAAGGGAGACGUGGAUGUUUCUGCCCCCAAGCUAGAGGGUGACUUAAAAGGCCCAGAUAUGGAUAUCAAAGGUCCUAAAUUGGAUAUACAAGCUCCUGAUGUGGAUAUUGAGAUCCCUGAGGGGAAGCUGAGGGGCCCCAAAUUUAAGAUGCCUGAGAUGCAUUUUAAGGCUCCCAAGAUCUCCAUGCCGGACUUUGACCUGAACCUGAAAGGCCCGAAAGGGAAAGGGGAUGUCGAUGUUUCCAUUCCCAAGUUAGAAGGCGACCUGAAAGGGCCUGAGGUUACAGUAAAAGCUCCAGAAGUGGACAUAGAGGCUCCAGAUGUUGAGCUAGAAUGUCCAGAAGGAAAGCUAAAGGGUCCCAAGUUUAAGAUGCCCGACAUGCAUUUCAAAGCCCCCAAAAUCUCCAUGCCAGACUUUGAUCUCAACCUGAAAGGCCCCAAAGUGAAGGGGGAUGUGGAUGUUUCUGUUCCAAAACUUGAAGGUGAUUUGAAAGGCCCAGACAUUGACAUCAAAGGCCCAAAACUGGAUGUAGACCUUCCUGACGUUGAGUUGGAAGGUCCUGAAGGGAAGCUGAAGGGCCCCAAGUUCAAGAUGCCGGAGAUGCACUUCAAGGCACCCAAGAUCUCCAUGCCUGACAUUGACUUGAACCUGAAAGGCCCCAAGCUGAAGGGGGAUGUGGACAUUUCUGUUCCCAAGCUGGAAGGUGACUUGAAGGGCCCCGAGGUGGACAUCAAGGGCCCCAAAGUCGAUGUAGACCUUCCUGAUGUUGAGCUGGAAGGCCCUGAAGGGAAGCUGAAGGGCCCCAAGUUCAAGAUGCCCGAGAUGCACUUCAAGGCACCCAAGGUCUCCAUGCCUGACGUGGACUUCAAUCUGAAGGGCCCCAAAGUGAAGGGAGAUGUGGACGUGUCUGUUCCCAAGCUGGAAGGUGACCUGAAGGGCCCUGAGAUUGACAUUAAAGGCCCCAAAGUUGAUGUAGACCUUCCUGAUGUGGAGUUGGAAGGCCCUGAAGGGAAGCUGAAGGGCCCCAAGUUCAAGAUGCCGGAGAUGCACUUCAAGGCACCCAAGUUCUCCAUGCCUGACGUUGACUUCAAUCUGAAGGGCCCCAAGCUGAAGGGGGAUGUGGAUGUUUCUGUCCCUAAGCUGGAAGGUGACCUGAAGGGUCCCGAGGUGGACAUCAAAGGCCCCAAAGUCGACAUUGAGGCACCCGACGUGGACAUUCAAGGCCCAGAAGGAAAAUUCAAAAUGCCCAAGUUCAAAAUGCCCAAGUUUGGGAUGCCUGGCUUCAAAGCAGAAGGCCCAGAGGUGGACGUGAACCUGCCGACAGGAAGCCUGGAUGUUUCUGGUCCGAAGGUGGACAUUGAAUGUCCGGAGGUGGACAUCGAAGGUCCAGAGGGCAAGCUGAAGGGCCCCAAGUUCAAGAUGCCCGAGAUGCACAUCAAGGCACCCAAGUUCUCCAUGCCCGAUGUGGACUUCAAUCUGAAGGGCCCCAAGCUGAAGGGGGAUGUGGACGUGUCAGCUCCCAAGCUUGAGGGUGACCUGAAGGGUCCCGAGGUGGACAUCAAGGGCCCCAAAGUCGACAUUGAGGCACCCGACGUGGACAUUCAUGGCCCAGAAGGAAAAUUCAAAAUGCCCAAGUUCAAAAUGCCCAAGUUUGGGAUGCCGGGGCUGAAAGGAGAAGGCCCAGAGGUGGACGUGAACCUGCCGACAGGAAGCCUGGAUGUUUCUGGUCCAAAGGUGAAUAUCGAAGGUCCGGAGGUGGACAUCGAAGGGCCAGAGGGAAAACUGAAAGGUCCCAAAUUUAAGAUGCCCGAGAUGCACAUCAAGACACCCAAGAUCUCCAUGCCUGACAUUGACUUGAACCUGAAAGGCCCCAAAGUGAAGGGGGAUGUGGACAUUUCUGUUCCCAAGCUGGAAGGUGACCUGAAGGGCCCUGGAAUUGACAUUAAAGGCCCCAGAGUUGAUGUUGACCUUCCUGAUGUUGAGCUGGAAGGCCCUGAAGGGAAGCUGAAGGGCCCCAAGUUCAAGAUGCCAGAAAUGCACAUCAAGGCACCCAAGAUCUCCAUGCCCGAUGUUGACUUCAAUCUGAAGGGCCCCAAGCUGAAGGGGGAUGUGGACGUGUCAGUUCCCAAGCUGGAAGGUGACCUGAAGGGUCCUGAGUUGGACAUCACAGGCCCCAAAGUCGACAUUGAGGCACCCGACGUGGACAUCCAAGGCCCAGAAGGAAAAUUCAAAAUGCCCAAGUUCAAAAUGCCCAAGUUUGGGAUGCCUGGCUUCAAAGCAGAGGGCCCAGAGGUGGACGUGAACCUGCCAACAGGAAGCCUGGAUGUUUCUGGUCCGGAGGUGGACAUUGAAGGUCCGGAGGUGGACAUCGAAGGGCCAGAGGGAAAACUGAAGGGCCCCAAAUUCAAGAUGCCUGAGAUGCACAUCAAGGCACCCAAGAUCUCCAUGCCCGAUGUUGACUUCAAUCUGAAAGGCCCCAAAGUGAAGGGGGAUGUGGACAUUUCUGUUCCCAAGAUGGAAGGAGACUUGAAGGGCCCCGAGGUGGACAUCAAGGGCCCCAAAGUCGAUGUAGACCUUCCUGAUGUUGAGCUGGAAGGCCCUGAAGGGAAGCUGAAGGGCCCCAAGUUCAAGAUGCCUGAGAUGCACUUCAAGGCACCCAAGAUCUCCAUGCCCGAUGUGGACUUCAAUCUGAAGGGCCCCAAGCUGAAGGGGGAUGUGGACGUGUCGGUUCCCAAGCUGGAAGGUGACCUGAAGGGUCCUGAGUUGGACAUCAAGGGCCCCAAAGUCGACAUUGAGGCACCCGACGUGGACAUUCAAGGCCCAGAAGGAAAAUUCAAAAUGCCCAAGUUCAAAAUGCCCAAGUUUGGGAUGCCGGGGCUGAAAGCAGAAGGCCCAGAGCUGGACGUGAACCUGCCGACAGGAAGCCUGGAUGUUUCUGGUCCAAAGGUGGAUAUCGAAGGUCCAGAGGUGGACAUUGAAGGUCCAGAGGGGAAGUUGAAGGGCCCCAAGUUCAAGAUGCCCGAGAUGCACAUCAAGGCACCCAAGAUUUCCAUGCCCGACGUUGACUUCAAUCUGAAAGGCCCCAAAGUGAAGGGGGAUGUCGACAUUUCUCUUCCCAAGCUGGAAGGUGACCUGAAGGGUCCCGAGGUGGACAUCAAAGGCCCCAAAGUCGACAUUGAGGCACCUGACGUGGACAUUCACGGCCCAGAAGGUAAAAUAAAAAUGCCCAAGUUCAAAAUGCCCAAGUUUGGGAUGAAAGGAGAAGGCCCAGACGUUGAUGUAAGCCUACCUGAAGCAGAUGUUGCUAUUUCAGGUCCAAAGGUUGAUGUUACUGUUCCUGAUCUGGACAUCGAAGGACCAGAAGGAAAACUUAAGGGCCCUAAAUUUAAGAAGCCUGACAUGCAAUUUAAUGUUCCUAAAAUCUCCAUGCCAGAUAUUGACUUAAAUUUGAAAGGCCCCAAACUGAAAGCUGACAUUGAUCCUUCUGUUCCCAAAAUAGAGGGUGAGCUGAAAAGUCCUAAACUAGACAUCAAAGGGCCAGAACUUGAGCUUGAGGGACCGAAGCUUGAUCUAGAAGGAAAGACUAAAAAAUCCAGGUUUAAACUUCCAAAAUUUGGCUUUUCUGGUCCUAAAGUGCAAAGCCCUGAUGUGGAUGUGAAACUUAAAAAACCUGACAUUGAAAUAUCUGGUCCGAAAGUUGAUGUUCAUGCUCCAGAUGUGGAUGUACAGGCAAAAUCGAAAGGGUCAAAAUUUAAAAUGCCUUUCCUGAGUAUUUCAUCACCUAAAGUUUCAAUGCCAGACGUAGAGCUAAAUCUGAAGGGGCAUAAACUAAAAGGAGAUUUAGAUGUUUCCAGCCCCAAGUUGGAAGGGGAACUGAAAGGUCCCGAGGUGGACAUCAAGGGCCCCAGUGUCAACAUUGAGGCACCUGACGUGGACGUUCAUGGGCCAGAGGGUAAACUCAAAAUGCCAAAGUUCAAAAUGCCUAAAUUUGGUGUGUCUGGGUUUAAGGCUGAGGGGCCAGAGGUGGACGUUAGCAUCCCAAAAGGAGAGCUGGAUGUUUCAGGUCCCAAGCUGGAUAUCGAAGGUGGUGGUUUGGAAAUUGAAGGGCCAGAGGGGAAGCUCAAGGGCCCCCAAUUUAAGAUGCCAGAAGUGAACCUCAAGGCACCCAAGAUCUCUAUGCCCGACAUUGACCUGAACCUGAAAGGCCCCAAAGCAAAGGCAGAUGUGGACGUCUCUCUUCCCCAGGUGGAUCUGAAGGGCUCAGAUUUGCAUGUGAAAGGACCAAAAGUGGAUGUAGAGGUUCCUGAUCUUGCCAUUGAAGGUCCCAAAGGAAAACUGAAAGGCCCCAAAUUUAAAAUGCCCGAAAUGAAUAUCAAAGCUCCCAAUAUUUCCAUGCCAGACUUUGAUUUGAAUUUGAAAGGCCCCAAGUCAAAAGGAGGUGUGGAUGUCGAUCUUUCAGUGCCAAAACUGGAAGGGGACUUGAAUGUGCCGGACAUUAAUAUCAAAGGACCAAAGGUUGACAUUGAUGCUCCUGAGCUGGAUGUUGAAGGGCCAGAAGGAAAACUGAAAGGUCCCAAGUUUAAAAUGCCGGAGAUGCACAUAAAAGCUCCCAAAAUUUCAAUGCCUGAUGCUAGCUUAAAUCUCAAAGGUCCCAAGCUGAAGGGUGAUAUAGAUGUUUCUGCUCCAAAGCUAGAAGGGGAUCUGAAGGCUCCUGACAUCAAUAUCGGAGGCCCCAAGGUUGACAUCGAUGUACCAGAUGUAGACAUUCACGGCCCAGAGGGUAAACUCAAAAUGCCCAAGUUCAAAAUGCCCAAGUUUUGGAUGCCUGGCUUCAAAGCAGAGGGCCCAGAGGUGGACGUGAACCUGCCGACAGGAAGCCUGGAUGUUUCUGGUCCAAAGGUGGACAUUGAAGGUCCAGAAGUGGACAUCGAAGGGCCGGAGGGAAAACUGAAGGGCCCCAAGUUCAAGAUGCCCGAGAUGCACAUCAAGGCACCCAAGAUCUCGAUGCCUGACAUUGACUUGAACCUGAAAGGCCCAAAAGUGAAGGGAGACGUGGACGUGUCUGUUCCCAAGCUGGAAGGUGACCUGAAGGGUCCUGAACUGGAUAUAAAAGGACCCAAAGUAGACAUAGAUGUUCCUGAUGUGGAGAUUGAAGGACCAGAAGGAAAACUGAAAGGCCCUAAAUUGAAGAUGCCAGAGAUGCAUUUUAAGGCUCCUAAAAUUUCUAUGCCAGACUUUGAUUUGAACCUGAAAGGCCCGAAAGUGAAGGGGGAUGUGGAUGUGUCUGUGCCGUGUGCGGAAGGUGACCUGAAAGGGCCAAAAGUUGAGGUUAAAGGUCCUGAGUUUGAUGUUAGUGCCCCAGAUGUUCACAUUGAGGGCCCAGAAGGAAAGCUAAAGGGUCCCAAGUUUAAGAUGCCCGACAUGCAUUUCAAAGCCCCCAAAAUCUCCAUGCCAGACUUUGAUCUCAACCUGAAAGGCCCCAAAGUGAAGGGGGAUGUGGAUGUUUCUGUUCCAAAACUUGAAGGUGAUUUGAAAGGCCCAGACAUUGACAUCAAAGGCCCAAAAGUGGAUGUAGACCUUCCUGACGUUGAGUUGGAAGGUCCUGAAGGGAAGCUGAAGGGCCCCAAGUUCAAGAUGCCGGAGAUGCACUUCAAGGCACCCAAGAUCUCCAUGCCUGACAUUGACUUGAACCUGAAAGGCCCCAAGCUGAAGGGGGAUGUGGACAUUUCUGUUCCCAAGCUGGAAGGUGACUUGAAGGGCCCCGAGGUGGACAUCAAGGGCCCCAAAGUCGAUGUAGACCUUCCUGAUGUUGAGCUGGAAGGCCCUGAAGGGAAGCUGAAGGGCCCCAAGUUCAAGAUGCCCGAGAUGCACUUCAAGGCACCCAAGGUCUCCAUGCCUGACGUGGACUUCAAUCUGAAGGGCCCCAAAGUGAAGGGGGAUGUGGACGUGUCGGUUCCCAAGAUGGAAGGUGACCUGAAGGGUCCCGAGUUGGACAUCACGGGCCCCAAAGUCGACAUUGAGGCACCCGACGUGGACAUUCAAGGCCCAGAAGGAAAAUUCAAAAUGCCCAAGUUCAAAAUGCCCAAGUUUGGGAUGCCUGGCUUCAAAGCAGAGGGCCCAGAGGUGGACGUGAACCUGCCGACAGGAAGCCUGGAUGUUUCUGGUCCGAAGGUGGACAUUGAAUGUCCGGAGGUGGACAUUGAAGGUCCGGAGGGAAAACUGAAAGGUCCCAAAUUUAAGAUGCCGGAGAUGCACAUCAAGGCACCCAAGAUCUCCAUGCCUGACAUUGACUUGAACCUGAAAGGCCCCAAAGUGAAGGGAGAUGUGGACAUGUCAGGUCCCAAGUUGGAAGGUGACCUGAAGGGCCCUGAGAUUGACAUUAAAGGCCCCAAAGUUGAUGUUGACUUUCCUGAUGUUGAGCUGGAAGGCCCUGAAGGGAAGCUGAAGGGCCCCAAGUUCAAGAUGCCCGAGAUGCACUACAAGGCACCCAAGGUCUCCAUGCCCGAUGAGGACUUCAAUCUGAAGGGCCCCAAGCUGAAGGGGGAUGUGGACAUGUCUGUUCCCAAGCUGGAAGGUGACCUGAAGGGUCCCGAGGUGGACAUCAAAGGCCCCAAAGUCGACAUUGAGGCACCUGACGUGGACAUUCAAGGCCCAGAAGGAAAGUUCAAAAUGCCCAAGUUCAAAAUGCCCAAGUUUGGGAUGCCGGGGCUGAAAGCAGAGGGCCCGGAGGUGGACGUGAACCUGCCGACAGGAAGCCUGGAUGUUUCUGGUCCAAAGGUGGACAUUGAAUGUCCGGAGGUGGACAUCGAAGGGCCAGAGGGCAAGCUGAAGGGCCCCAAGUUCAAGAUGCCUGAGAUGCACAUCAAGGCACCCAAGAUCUCCAUGCCUGACAUUGACUUGAACCUGAAAGGCCCCAAAGUGAAGGGGGAUGUGGAGGUUCCUGCACCUGAUCUGGAAGGCGCUAAGGUUGAGAUUGAGGCCCCUGACAUUGACAUCAAAGGCCCUGAAGGGAAGCUGAAGGGCCCCAAGUUCAAGAUGCCGGAGAUGCACUUCAAGGCUCCCAAAAUCUCCAUGCCAGAUUUCGAUCUGAACCUGAAAGGUCCCAAAGUUAAAGGAGAUGUAGACAUGUCUGUAUCAGGUGUUGAAUGUGAACUGAAAGGUCCAGAGGUCAAUAUCGGUGCUCCUAAAUUAGACAUAGGUGCCCCUGAUGUUGAUAUUGACAGCCCCGAGGGUAAAUUCAAGCUGCCUAAAUUCAAAAUGCCCAAGUUUUCCAUGCCUGGCUUUAAAGGAGGAGUGGACGUGGAUGUGAACCUCCCAAAGGGAGACAUUGACAUUUCAGGCCGCAUAAAUGUAGAGGCUCCUGAUCUGAACGUGGAUGGCAUCAAAGGUCCCAAAUUUACGAUGCCUGAAAUGCACAUUAAGGCUCCCAAGGUCUCCAUCCCUGAUGUCGACUUCAACAUCAAGGGGCCUCAGCUGAAAGGAGAUGUAGAUAUUUCUGGACCCAGGCUUGAAGGUGAUUUGAAAGCACCCCAAAUUGAUGUGAAAGCCCCCCAAAUAGACAUUGAGGCUCCCGAUGUGACCAUUGAAGGGCCAGAAGGGAAACUCAAAGGCCCCAAAUUCAAGAUGCCAGAAAUGCACAUCAAGGCGCCCAAGUUCUCUAUGCCUGACGUUGACUUUAAUCUGAAAGGCCCCAAGCUGAAGGGAGACGUGGAUGUCUCGGCACCGAAGUUGGAAGGCGAUUUGCAGUGCCCAGAUGUUGACAUUAAAGGCCCCAAGUUGGACAUUGAGGCGCCUGACGUGAACAUCGAAGGACCGGAUGGCAAACUGAAAGGGCCCAGGAUCAAGAUGCCAGAAAUGCACGUCAAGACCCCCCAGAUCUCCAUGCCAGACAUCGACUUGAACCUAAAGGGACUGAGGCUGAAAGGCGAUGCUGACCUUCAGGGCCCAAAGCUCGAGGGAGGUCUGAAGGGUCCUGAAGUUGAUAUUAAGGGCCCCAAAGUAGCUAUCGAGGGCCCAGAGGUUGAUGUUGAUGGUCUGGAGGGAAAAAUGAAGCUGCCUAAAAUGAAGCUGCCCAAGUUUGGCUUUAAAGGAGAAGGUCCUGACGUGGAUGUGAACCUGCCAAAGACAGAGGUCGAUCUUUCAGGCCCCAAGGUAGAUAUCAGUGUCCCAGAUGUGAGCAUCGAAGGUCCAGAGGGCAAACUGAAAGGUCCUAAACUGAAGAUGCCAGAAAUGCACAUGAAUGUUCCUAAAAUCUCAAUGCCUGAGAUAGACUUGAAUUUGAAAGGCCACAAAACGAAGGGAGGCUUUGACAUUUCAGCCCCAAAGAUAGAAGGUAACCUGAAAGGUCCUGAAGUAGAUAUCAGGCCAGAAUUUGGAGUCAAAAGCCCUGAAGUUGAUGUCGAAUGUCCUGACUUGAAUAUUGAAGGCCCAGGCAAUGUCAAAUUUCCCAAGUUUAAGAAGUCAAAGUUUGGGUUUGGGAUGAAAGGCCCGAAGGCAGAAAUCAAGGUCCCGGGGGCAGAAGUGGAUUUACCUGAGGCGGAGCUGAAUGUGGAGUCGCCUGAUGUCAAUGUUGCUGGAAAGGGUAAGAAGAGCAAGUUCAAAAUGCCCAAACUUCAUAUGAGUGGCCCUAAAGUUAAAGGAAAGAAAGGUGGGUUCGAUGUGAAUGUGGCUGGUGGAGAGCUCGAUGCGAAUUUGAAAUCUCCUGAUCUGGAUAUGAACGUAGCUGGUCCGGACGUGACGAUAAAAGGUGAUGCGACGGUGAAGUCCCCCAAAGGGAAGAAACCCAUGUUUGGGAUCUCCUUCCCAGAUGUUGAAUUUGAUCUUAAAUCGCACAGAUUCAGAGGAGGGGAUGCUUCUGUGGCAGUCCCAAAAAUAGAGGGGGAACUUAAAGGGCCUGAUCUAGAAGUCUCUGUGCCAACUGCCAAAGGUGACGUGAAAGGCCCAAGUCUCAAUGUGGACGUUGAAGCUUCCGACAUGAGCCUGAAGAAACCAAAGUUCAAAUUUCCCAGUGGGCAGGUGGGCGUAGGGGACUUGAAAAUUGAGGGCGACCUGAAAGGACCCGCCAUUGACAUUGCCGUUCCCUCAAUCCCAGUGCCAGAUGUCGACUUAAAUGUGAAAGGACCAAAAGUAAAGGUGAAGUCAGCGUGCCUAACAGAACUGGAAGGUCCUGAAGGAAAGCUGAAGUUGCCCAAGGGGGGGAAAAUGGGUGUCGGUCUGGAAAUGCCGGAUGCAAACUUGGAUCUCUCGGUCCCAGCCGUGGAAGGAAGCGUGAGCCUCCCUUCAGCUGAUGUGAACCUCCGAGGUGUUGAUGUAAAGCUCAAAGGGCCCCAAAUCUCUGGACCCGAUUUUGACGGAAACCUGAAAGGACCAAAAAUAAAGGGAGAUCUGGAUGUUUCGAGUUCUGUGGAAGGGCCGAAUGUCAGCCUGGAUGCGCCAGGUGUUGACAUUGGAGGCUUGGAAGGAAAGCUGAAGCUGCCAAAGUUUAAAUCCCCCGCUCUGGGGGCACCUGACCUGAGCGUGAAAGGAGGCGUCGACUUCGUCCCACAAAUGGAGGUGGAUGCAAAAGCCCUGGAUGCAAAUCUCAGUCUCGGCAUCCCAGGCCUUGAUAUCAAAGGGCCCUCAGUGGACGUUUCUGCCCCGGAUUUGGAUGUAAACCUGAGAGGACCAAAGUUGAAAGGAGAUCUUGACGCUUCUGCUGGCAUUAAAUCUCCCAAAGCAGCAGUAGACGCGUCCGAUGUUGGCUUUGAAAUUCUGGGUGGCACAAUCAAGCUCCCGUCCCUCAAGCUCCCCCAGUUUGGUAUUUCCAGUCCUGGUGUGGAUGGAGCUGAUGUAGGCGUCAGUCUUGAAGGUCCCCAAGUGAAAGGAGGCCUGAAGGGUUCAGGGGCUGGUGUUGGGUUGGAAGGACCUGACGUGGAAUUGAAAGGGCCGAAAUUUCAAAUGCAGUCACCCAGUGUUUCCUUGCCGGACGUUGACCUGAAGCUGAAAGGACCAAACCUACGGGGCGGUGUAGAUGUUGCCGGUGAAAUCAAAGGUCCAAAAGUCAGCGUAGAAGCACCUCGUGUUGACAUUAAGGAGCCUGGAGCGGGCGUCCACCUCGACGCUCCUGCCUUGGAUGCGUCUGCGCUGAAAGUUUCCGGGUCAGGUUUUAACGUCAACGUAAAAGGGCCGAAGAUCAAAGGUGGUGCCACCAUUUCUGGAGAGGCGGCAGCACCAGCUGUGAGUGCCGGCGGGGGAGCUUUUCACAUUACUGGCCCGAAGGUAGGAAUCGGAGGUCCCAGCGUCACCACGAGCGUCCUGCAAGGUAGCCCAGAAAGCAGCCUGGGAAAAGUAUCAUUCCCCAAGCUGCGAAUGCCUAAAUUCGUGUUUUCAGACCCUGAGGUGAAGGGCAGAGAGAUGGGGGUCGAUGUCGAGUUCCCCGGGGCGGACGCCAACCUCCAGGCUGGCGCCGCAGAGCUCGAGUUGGAGGACGCGGACGUCAGACUAAAGAAAUCCAAAAUCAAAAUGCCCAAGUUCAAUUUUUCCAAGCAGAAGGGAAAAAGCAGCGGCGCCCUGGGCUCCCCGGAGGUUUCCGGGUCCGUUUCGGGAUCGAAAGGUGACCUGAAGAGCUCCAAGGUCAGCUUGGGGUCCGCAGAAGGCGAGCUCGAUGGGGGAGAGGGUCCGUCGGCGAAAGGGAAGUUCUCCCUCUUUAAAAGCAAGAAGACGCGUCACCGGUCGUCGUCCUUCAGCGAUGAGCGCUCUUCCCACUCGACGCCCACAGGAACCCUGGAGCUGGACAUCGGCUCGGGUGCCGACAAGGGGAAACAGGGCAAAAUGAAAUUCGGGACGUUUGGGGGGAUCGGCUCAAAAACUAAAGGUUCUUACGAGGUGACGGGAAGCGACGAGGAGCUGGGGAAGGCGCAGGGCAGCGGCGUGUCGCUAGCAUCCAAAAAAUCCCGCUUGUCUUCCUCCUCCAGCAACGACAGCGGGACAAAGGGCGGCUUCCGCAUGCCCGGGGUGGAGCUGACGGUGGCCAAGAAGAAAGAGUAGGGCGGCUGUACAUAGGUGCCUGUGUAUAUAGGUAGCCCUUCUCGGGUUUGUAUAUACAUUUUGUAGCUUGGGCUACUUUCAACCUCAGCAAGCAAGCCAGCGGGGUCCGGUGGGAAGCGUCGCGGUGGGCGCCGAGGGGGGGGGGCGGGUUGCGGCGGGUCCACGGUUGGGUCCAGCCACGUGGAAGCUUCUCCGCGCUUGAGACGGCAGCUUGUGCAUGAAAUGCUGAGAGCUUAAGUUUACUAGCAAGCUAUUUUUGAUAUUUUUUUUUUUUCCCCCAUUUUACUGAAUAUUUUCAGUGUUUGGUUCGUGGAAACGAGGUUUGUUUUUUUUUUUUUUUUUUCCCCCCUCCAUCUUAACAGUCUUUUUUUGGCUUUUAUUUGCGGGGCUGAAACUUCUGUCAGACAAAUAGAUCUAUUAAAAAAAAAACCAACAAAAAAACAAACCACCACCCUGUAAAACGCAGCUGUAACCGAGACGCGUCCAUUGAACUCCUGCUACGGGGUUGGAAAAAAUAAUCCGAGUGUUUCCCGUGGUUUGGUUGCGUAAGGGCAUGAUAUCAAAUAACCUCCAGCGGUGUGCGGCGGGAGGGAAAGGACGGUUAACGAGCAAGUAGCCGGCCCGUUUGUGCAGGAAAUGUCUCGAAAGGUUUUGCGUAUUGCCACUAAGUGACCGAGCUUGAUUUUAUUUUAUUUUUUUUAUUUUUAUUGAUGUGUUCUUUGUUGCCUCUACACAUUUGUUACAUUAUUUGUAUUAUAAGAGAAAAGAAAAAAAAAAUUUGUCUCAGUUGCGGCCUGAAACCUCGCAACGGCUGCUUUUCCGGCGUUUGGUAUAAUUUUUGUUAACGAGUAUAUCUUGUGUUUCAAAAAAAAAAACAACCAGCAAACCAAAAAAAAAAAAAAAAAGCAAAACCCCUUUCAGCACUUUAAUGGCAAAUUAACUGAGAAUGUAAGAAGAAUGAUCUUGUAAAAUGCAAAUAAAAAGUUUAUUAACCGUGA